UAGUCUUGAGAAGAAAGUAUAAUGAUGUAGAUUAAUUGAGACUAAAAUUUAGUUUAGUAAAAUGUUGAUGUUGAAAAAUCAAAUAUUUGGUGACUGUUAAAAAAAUAAAAAUAAAAAACAUAAUUAACAAGUGUCAUGAGUUUAUUGGUUGCAUUUGGGACUGUUUUAAAACUGUCUCAAUUGAGACAAUACCGAAGAGGUCACCCAUUUAGACAACCACUAUAUUAAUUCUAUAUCACAUGAAGUUAAAACCAAAGUCCGCUAUAUAUUCUCUGCCAUCCUCUAUGGAUAAUUGUCUCAUUCUUCUCAGUUUCUACUUCACUCCCUAUUCACUAAAAUGGAAGAGAAAGUUCAAAACGCCUUUCUCUUUUCCUUAUUGGUUGCAUUCCUCUCUGUGUCCGUUGCUUCAUUAGACCCAUAUCACCAAGAAUUUGAAGCAAUAGAGUCUGAUCUAGAAUCCUUCAACACCCUUUCUCUUCCCCUCCACCAUGUAGACAGUCUCAUCUUCAACAAAACUCCAGAGCAACUCUUCCACCUCAGACUUCAAAGAGACGCUUCUAGGGUCAAAGCAUUCAACAAGUCCCGACCUACAGUUCCCGGAUCUGGGUUGAAUUUUAGCAGCCCAGUUAUCUCGGGUUUCCCACAGAGAAGUGGAGAGUAUUACAUGCGCAUUGGCAUUGGCACUCCCCCGAGGUACGUGUCGCUAUCGCUUGACACUGGAAGUGAUGUAACUUGGCUCCAAUGCAAGCCUUGCAAGAAUUGUUACAAUCAAACUGACCCAAUUUUUGAUCCGAAAAAAUCUACCUCCUUCACCGGAAUCCCGUGUAAUUCUGUCAGCUGCAUGCAGUUGGAAGAUUCUGCAGGAUGCAACCAGAAAAAUCAAUGCCAGUACAAAGUCACCUAUGGCGACGGUUCCAGCACAUCUGGCGACUUCUGCACUGAAACGCUAACAUUUGGAAAAACCCGCUUGGAGCGUGUAGCGUUCGGUUGCUAUCAUGAGGAUAGCUCUUUCGGCGGCGACGGUUUAAUAGGUAUGGGUGGUGGAAGCCUAUCGUUUCCGAGUCAAAUUGGAAUCCAGUUUAACAAAAAAUUCUCAUAUUGUUUAGAGGACGCAUACCAUUCCCGCAAACCAUCUUCCAUCAUUUUUGGCAGUUCGGCUAUCCCGCGAACCACACGGUUCACUCCUUUACUCAAGAACAUCCCUAUGUAUGAUGUGUUCUAUUACGUUGAGCUCCUCGGUAUCAGUGUGGGUGGAAUCCCGGUUCAUGGUAUUUCUCCUUCUCUCUUCCGACUUAAACAAGAUGGAGAUGGAGGUGUCUUCAUCGAUUCAGGCACGGUCAUUGUAUUAUCGAACUAA
Messenger RNA from Lotus japonicus, 1357 nucleotides. Its product is annotated as aspartyl protease family protein 2-like. The transcript has a single exon. NCBI's taxonomy places the organism in Eukaryota, Viridiplantae, Streptophyta, Magnoliopsida, Fabales, Fabaceae. The record is from RefSeq and is a predicted model, not a curated record. Bases 338 to 1357 code for a protein of 339 amino acids. Gene Ontology annotation, molecular function: aspartic-type endopeptidase activity. Gene Ontology annotation, biological process: proteolysis.